AUGAAACUGUACACACAAGAAAAACCGCCUGAAGUUCUGGAUCGGAACACUGUCCGCCUCGGAAACCGGAUCGAGCUCCGUGACCGCGGCAGCACCGUGACACCCCUCACCACCGCCGCCUCACCCCACCUCACCCUCAGGGCCAAUCAGCAGAUCAGCCACGCAGAGGGCGCUGUUCGAGCCUCCAGCAUCUUCCCCAUCCUGAGUGUGAUCCUGCUCUUCAUGGGGGGGCUGUGCAUCGCCGCCAGCGAGUUUUACAAGUCACGCCACAACAUCAUCCUCAGCGCUGGCAUCCUCUUCGUCUCCGCAGGCCUGAGCAACAUCAUAGGAAUCAUUGUGUACAUAUCAGCCAACGCCGGCGACCCUUCCAAGAGUGACUCCAAGAAAAACAGCUAUUCCUACGGCUGGUCCUUCUACUUUGGCGCCCUCUCCUUCAUCAUGGCUGAAAUGGUGGGUGUGCUCGCCGUGCACAUGUUCAUCGACCGCCAUCGGGAGCUGCGGGUGGGGGCACGGGCCGCUGACUACCUCCAAGGUGCGGCCAUCACGCGCAUCCCCAGCUACCGCUAUCGCUAUCGACGCCGCUCACGCUCUUCAUCCCGCUCCACUGAUCCCUCGCACUCCCGCGAGGCAUCGCCGGUGGGCCUGAAGGCCUUCGGGACGCUGCCCUCCACCGAGCUGUCGAUGUACACGCUGCCCAAGGGCCAAACGGGCACCCCGACAGCCACCUAUAACUCCACGGAGAGGGACCACAACUUCCUGCAGGUCCACAACUGCAUCCAGAAGGACAUGAAAGACUCAGGCGGCCACAGCAACACCGCUAACCGACGCACCACACCUGUAUGAAACUGAUGGAGCGCCCUCAGACACAAAAAAUAAAAUCAGAGGGAAUUUGGGGGGUGGGCGGCAAAAGACAGAUCAUGAUGUAAGGAGAUAAAAAGAGGAAGAGGAGGGGGCAUAAAUGGAUCAAUGGAGUGAGGGGUAAGCGACAGAGAGGAAGAUCUGAGCGCCACACAGCACUUCAGAUGAUCACUGAGUUUAAAAAAAGGAAACAGAAAAAAUGCAUAAAAAAAGAAACAUGCAUGAUUUUCCCAUCUACCAUUGUUUAACGAGUUUUGAACAUGUUUAUAAAGAUUUGAGGGGAAGGAUGGGGAAAGAGGAGUGGGGGGGGGGGUCGGUGGCUGUCUGUCUCGGGGCUGUGGAACCAUGGAGUGGUGGGUUUGGCCAGACUGCCCGUUAAAAGGUGAACUUUAUAUUUUUUACUCUUCCUCAGUCUGAUGAAAGGGGGGCGUGGUUUGUCCCUCGGCCACGCCUAUGAUCCCGCCCUCGCACUACCAUCCCACAAGCCCCACCCCCCCCCGGCACACACACCCUAACCUCCCUCGGAACCCACUCCUGUCUUUAGUUGCUGUAUCUUCUUGAUUUCAUUCUUUAUUCGCAUUAAUACUGUGAAUCAUUGCGGUGUUGAAUUUAAGCAGGGAGCAAUUCAUGCCGCAAAAAAACAAAAAAGGAAAAAAAAAAAACACAUAAGUUAAUAUAUGUAUUGAUUAUAUAUAAAUAUAUGAAUAUAUAUGUUAAUAAAUCAUGACUAGACUACCCUGGCGCAAAAAUAUCAACAAGAAAAAAGAAAGUAACUUACAAGUUAAACUAAAUCAAGUCAUCAUGGAAACCAAACCAAGACGGAGGAUUCAUCGUGACUGGCUCCUUUGACGAGGCCAAGGCUCCAGCCUACUUGAUAAACUGAUAUUGGUUAGUAUUAGACACAUCAACACAUUCUUUUACAACAAAAAAAAUCUUUUGGCCUUCUGCCGAAACCCUGGCCAUCUUUGUUAAGGGUCGACUCGAGGUGAAAACUUUACCUCACUUUUUUUUGGGCUCCAUAAAGGGGCAACGUGAAGGGAGAGAACUCUGGGUAAUGGAGGAUCUCUCUGCAAACUUGAAGACUGUGGACUAUGAAAUGUCACUACUGCCAAAGACACAAAGUAGUGCAUGAGAGAACAUGGCUACCAGCGAGGUGAAGCUAAGUGACUCGUAAAAAUUAAGAAUUUACAUGCAUGCUAAUCAAAAUGAUCCGAUCUGCUUUUAAGGAACCUAUGUUUUGAACAACUGAACAAUGAUACCAUGUAAGGGCAGUGAGAGUGACAAAGUAGAACUUAAUGUUACAGUACUGUGUCUAUUUCAAUUUUUAUUCUUUUCUUUUUUUCAGGGGGUAAUUUGGGCUGGGGCUUCAUUACGCUUGAAACAAAAAGAACAAACUUUGGAGAACGUAUCAAAGCUUUUUUUUUUUAAAGAAGAUUUUAUCUUGCCUUUUUUCAUUUACUUUUAUUUCCUCGGUUCCUUUGAACUCUCACACAGCCUUAGUCUCUUUCUUUGUCUUUUUUCUCGUUCUUUUCUUGUUCUUUGGUUUUGCGUUGUGUUG
Messenger RNA from Paralichthys olivaceus (Japanese flounder), 2416 nucleotides. The record is from RefSeq and is a predicted model, not a curated record. NCBI's taxonomy places the organism in Eukaryota, Metazoa, Chordata, Actinopteri, Pleuronectiformes, Paralichthyidae.